CGGCACAGAUCACACCCCAACUGACUCUCCUCCGACCGCCCAGCCCAAGGACUGUCUGAUUUUCCACCCCCUCGACGACCAUGGGCAAAGUCCUCCUUCUGUGCCUGGCCGCACUGAGCUUUGUCGGGAUCGGCGCAGCCCUGAAGUGCUUGAAAUGCGACUUCACCGUAUUUGGCAUCCCCUGCCACACCACCACCGUCACCUGCCUGGACAACCAGCUCUGUGCCACCAUCCGGGGCCGCGCAGCCGGCCACAAGCUGAUCAUGAAGAAGAACUGUGUUGACAAGGGGAAAUGCCACAUCAACGACACCUCGUCCUUCGCCGGCAUCACCUACAGCACCUCCUACGAGUGCUGCGAGGGCGAAUUCUGCAACUCAGCCGCGGGCGCCGGGGCCCAGCUCUCCCUGGCCGCAGGGCUGGCCAUGCUGGGGGCCUGGCUCGCCCGGGGCCUCUAAUCUCUGCUCCACAAGCCGGGAGGGAAGAGGAAAUCAUUUCUGUUGGGGGGGGCAAAAAAAAUCCAGCCUGACUUUGCCUUUAAAUAGCCCCACCCCUUUUCUUCUUAAAGGGGCGCUUGUUAGCCAGAGGUGAGACCCGAUCUUUGGCCUUUUCUUGGUUGUCUUCAGUCAUUAUAACUUGGGGACGAGGGGGCAAGACCCUCAGGGUCUGUCCGGAGAAGGAAAAUGGAUCCCCCAUUCUUUCGUGGUGCCCCCCCCGAACUUCUUCACUCGUUGGUUCUGUUUCUUUUUGUCAAGUCUCACUCUCACUCUGAUAAGCUACCUGUCGCUGCAGUCUCCAGCCCCCAAACCGCCCUGCUGCCAUUUUUGUAUAACCUCACCCCCCAAAAAAAAGACAGGCGAGCAGCUGAUUUUCCCACCUGUCCCCACCGGCUCCCGAUGACACAGGACUGUCAAUGAGGGAGCUGUGGCCUGUGGAAAAAUGCACCUUUAAGAAUGGGGCACUGUGGCACCGUCCCCUGCCUUGAGCCCCCUCGCCGCAGCUGCCAAUGCCCCAUUGGUGGCAGCACUGGGAUCCGCGGGGGCUGCAGCUGGGGUCAGACGCUCUGGCUCCAGCUGUCCAGGCUUCUGCAUUUCUCCCUCUGCCUCCCUCCGCUUCCCAAACAUCUGGCCCCAAUUGUUGCCAUUGGCCACACCUCUCAUGCUCACUGGCACUACAGACAUCUGGCGCCAGAUGUUGACUGCCUUCUGUGCCAGCCUCGCCCACACCUGAGGGCAGCACUUCUGUUCCCCAGCCUUGCCCACACCUGGCCCCACGUCUUCGCCCCACUGCAGAGCUGGCAUUGGGGCAGUGAUCACCCAGAAGGCACUGGGGGGGGGCUCUGCUCUUCGUCCCAAUGCCCACAGAGGUUGGGAAGGCGCUGGGGGGCGGGAGUGUUGUAUUGACCCCACACACUGGCACAGUAGCUUGGUGCUGCCCCCUGCUGGCACAGGCAGGAUCAGCGCCUCGGCUUUCUCGGCUCAUGUCCUCCUGAAAUGCGUCCAGAAUAAAUCCUGUCUCGGCUC
Molecule: messenger RNA, 1520 nt
Organism: Chelonoidis abingdonii (Abingdon island giant tortoise)
Lineage: Eukaryota; Metazoa; Chordata; Testudines; Testudinidae
Product: sperm acrosome membrane-associated protein 4-like
Biological process (GO): sperm-egg recognition
Cellular component (GO): membrane
Source: RefSeq, a predicted model, not a curated record